AUGGGCCCCUGUACCGCCUCCUCAUGCUGCUGCCAGGCCCGUAAUCUGCCAUGGGCCCCUGUACCGCCUCCUCAUGCUGCUGCCAGGUCCAGAGUCUGUCAUGGGUCCCUGUACGGCCUCCCAUUGCUGCUGUCUCCAUCGCCACACUCUGCCAUGUGCCACUUUCAGGUCUCCUCACACUGCUGGUGGGUUCCAUUUUGUCAUAGGGUGCUGGCAGAUUACGGGCCUCCCAUUGCUGCUGCCAGGCCCGUAAUCUGCCAUGGGCCCCCGUACCGACUCCUCCUCAUGCUGCUGCCAGGCCCGUAAUCUGUCAUGGGCCCCUGUACGGCCUCCCAUGCUGCUGCCAGGUCCAGAGUGUGUCAUGGGUCCUGUACGGCCUCCCAUUGCUGCUGUCUCCAUCGCCACACUCUGCCAUGUGCCACUUUCAGGUCUCCUCACACUGCUGGUGGGUUCCAUUUUGCUGUCAUAGGGUGCUG
Molecule: messenger RNA, 476 nt
Organism: Staurois parvus
Lineage: Eukaryota; Metazoa; Chordata; Amphibia; Anura; Ranidae
Source: the annotation of a GenBank genome assembly